CCAGCUGCCUGAGAGAGAGAAAGAGAGAUCCCAAGACAAUCUAGAAGAAGGAGCAGGCAAUUUCCAGCCCUUCAAGCUGAUACACACUCCCCUCAUUACCAGCCACACACACACACAGACACACCCACACACACACACACACACACACACACACACACACUUUUCCUCAGACAGACCACAACCGUGGCAGGUGGCCUCUGCCCAGAUCAGUAGCUGUGGUAGAAGCCAUCUUAACUGAGGUUUGAGCUGAGGUUUGGAUCCUCCCUGACCAUUCGAGCGUGAGCAGAGUUAGGAGAGCUGGAGCUUCACUUUCUUUCCCAGUGCUGAGAGACCGCACGCCAGGCACGAGGCUCCCCACUCCUCCCCUCUCCCACUCUGCCUUUUCCUGGGCUCCCGUCCAGAGAAUGACUGGCUCCAGUGGACCCAAGAGGAGGAACGCAGCCUGAGGAUACAGUACAGCAGCUCCUGCCUGCCUGCUUGCUUGCCUGCCUGCUGGGACACACAAAUGCAUUGAGGUUUUACAAAUCAGCUCCAACACCUUUGUGGGAUUCAUAGACUUAUUAUUUUUUAUUUAUUUAUUUAUUUUUCCUGUCAUCACAUCAGAAAGACUGGAUCUAAGCUGGGCGCACAGACAGACAAACAAACAGACGGACUGACAUAUGGACAGAGAGCAGUGGGCACUGCGGCGUGAAUGUAGCAACUGGACUUCUCUUCUCCCUGGUUACUAAGACCAAACACGGAUAAUAGCCAGAGCACUAUCCUGUCCACUGAGGUAGUGGGUGGAUGCAGCUUUCAUCACACUGCUAUAGGGGAAAGCAGAGACUGUAUAGAAGCUGCAGAUAUAGAUCUAGUUGAUCCACACUGUGGUGAUAGCCAGAAAAUGGACUGUUACCUCCAGGUGGACUUUUGCUGGAUUGCUAUCUCUGUUUAGACACUGUUUGCAGGAACUUGCAGAGCAAAGACUUUCUUUCUUUUCAUGGACUUUGCAGCCCAUGCUGAGUGGACCUGCAGGAUUUCUGUGUAGAUGAACGUGGAGUGUGUGUCUCAAUGAGGAUGGCAGAGCGCAUAAGGACUGUGUAUCUGUCACUGAUGCUGCUGUAUCUUGUUCUGCUGGGCACGGCUCGCACGGCGCACAGCAUCUACCCAAGGAUACGGCUCUCACACAAAGAACUUUGGCAGCUGAACAGGACCUGGGUGUUCCAAGGACAUGGAGCGUCUCUUCAGCCUCAGACCAUGCUGCUGGACGAGGGCCACGAGAGGCUUUAUGUUGGGGCCAAGAAUACUUUGUUCUCCCUUAGCCUGGAUCGGGUCAACACACACCACAGAGAGAUCCAGUGGGCCAGCACAGAAUCUCAGAUCGAGGAGUGUUUGAUGAAGGGGAGGGAAAAGUCGGAGUGUGCUAACUACAUCAAGGUCUUGCAACAGUACAACCAGACCCAUCUGCUGGUCUGUGGGACUGGAGCCUUCAAUCCCACCUGUGCCUUGGUCGGAGUGGGACACACGGGGCAGGACAGGCUGUUUGCUCUUGACGAGGACAGCAUCAUGAGUGGCAGAGGACGCUGUCCAUAUGACCCCAACAGUCCCUGCACGUCUACGCUCUCCAGAGGAGAGCUGUACAUUGGCCUGUACACAGACUACUGGGAGAACGAUGGUGCUUUCUGUCGACUUAACAACCAGACCUACACGCGCACUGAGAGAGAUGACAGGCAGCAACUCAACGAACCUAAAUUUGUCGGGUCAGCAGUUAUUCCCGACAACGAUGACAGGGACGAUGAUAAAGUUUACUUCUUCUUCACUGAGCGAGAGAUGGAUGCCGAGGGAGUGAACAAGGCUGUGUACACUCGCGUGGGGAGAGUCUGUGCGAAUGACCAAGGAGGGCAGAGAAUGCUGGUGAAUAGAUGGAGCUCCUUCCUGAAAACUCGCCUCAUCUGCUCUGUGGCUGGAUCCAAUGGCAUUGAUACACACUUCGAUGAGCUCGAGGAUGUGUUUGUGCUCAAGAACAAGGAUGGAAAAAACCCAGAGAUCUUUGGCCUCUUUAGCACAACAAGCGCUGUGUUCAAGGGCUAUGCGGUGUGUGUCUAUCACAUGGAUGAUAUCAGAGCAGCCUUUAACGGUCCAUUUGCCUACCGAGAGAGACCUGAGCAUCACUGGACUCCCUAUGAGGACAGAGUCCCCUACCCUCGACCUGGAUCUUGUGCCAGUAAAGUGAACGGCGGUGGCUUCUCCAGCUCGAAGGAGUUUCCUGACGAGGUUCUGCGGUUUGUGCGUUCCCAUCCGGUGAUGUAUCGUCCGGUCCUCCCUCAGCACCGUAGACCUGUCCUGCUGCAGACGGAGCCAGGCAGGAGAAAGCUGACCCAGAUUGCUGUGGACAGAGUUCAAGCCCAGGAUGGACACUACCAUGUCCUCUACAUCGGCACUGACGACUCAGUGGUGUUGAAAGUUAUCACCAUCUACAACAAAGACACAGACACUAUGGAGGAGGUGCUGCUGGAAGAACUGCAAGUAUUCAAGGUGCCAGCACCGAUAAAAGAGAUCAUAAUAUCACCUAAAAGGCAACAGCUGUACGUGGGGUCAGAGGUGGGCGUGGCCCAGGUCAGACUGCAUCAGUGUGACCUCUAUGGGUCAGAAUGUGCUGAUUGCUGCCUGGCCAGAGACCCCUACUGCGCCUGGGAUGGAUUAACCUGCUCCAGAUACUACCCUGCUGGAGUCUACACCAAAAGCAGACGAUUCAGGCGGCAGGAUGUUCGCCAUGGCAACGCCGUCCAGCUGUGCAAUGGGCUGCAAAUUGAUGAUGAACAAUGGCACAGAGCGGAGGAGAGAUUGGUGUACGGUGUGGAGAGCAAUAGCACUUUACUCGAGUGUGUCCCUCGGUCACUGCAAGCCAAAGUCCUCUGGUUCUUACAGAGAGGCGGAGAGAAACACGAGGUUCGAGGUGAUGAGCGGGUUGUCAUGACCUCCCACGGGCUGCUGUUUUUACGAGUGAGAAGUUCAGAUGCUGGUGUGUACGUGUGCCAGACUGUGGAGCACGGAUACGUGCACACGUUAUUACGUACCACUCUACACGUGCUCAGAGGGGAGAGGGUGGAGUCAACGAUCCACAGGGCUAAUGAUGGGAACGGAGAGAAAGCUGCGCCUCCAUGCCACUCUUCCAUUGGCCCCCCACCAGGCCCGAGCAUCACUCCCAGAGCUCUGUUACCAUCCUCAGUCCCAGGCCCCCACUCCAGGCUGUGGUACAAGGAGUUUCUCCAGCUGAUUGGCUACGGGGAUGCCCAGAGAGUAGAGGAGUACUGCGAGAGAGUGUGGUGCUCUGAUAAAAAACGCAAAAAGACCAAAAGGAGGUAUGUUCCUUCAGGUGGCGAGAAGCGAGGGAAAGGGAGAGGAGAGGAGAACUCCCACCGAGCGCCCAGGCACACCUUGGACACCUGAGGAGAACAGAGACUGACUGCACAUACACACACACGCACACACACACACACAAACACACAGUCUAAAGGUCAGACUCACUCAGUGUUUGCACCAUGUAAAAGGUUUCCACUUUGCUUUCGACAAGAGCAGUACCAGAAAAAACAACAGUAGCAGGCUGUCUAGCUGCUGUAGCUACAUUUAUCACCCAGUAGUUUGACUCUGAUUUUAAAAAGCAACAUUUUUGCCUUUUUUGUGUGUGUGUGUGGUGUAAACUGAUUAUGCGGUGCAGACCCUGGGUUAAUACUACAAACGGCAGUGUCAGAGCAGAGCGAGGCCCUUGGAGGAGAUGGACGACUGAUUUGGCGGCGUUGCCUCUGAUCUGGAGAGACAGAACAUAAUAUUUCAGCUCCUGCGGACUGACCCAGCCCAACCCAGCUGUCAAUCCAAACGCACACAGAGACUGCUACACUAAACCUCUGCCCCGCCUCUCAUUCAGUAAAUCACUACGACAAACUGUAACUGUAUCUAUUAUGAGAGAAAACUAUGUAAAAGGUAAUGGCCUUCUAAUCUUUUUUUGUACUAUGAUAACUUAUUUCCUUUCUACUUUGAGUUCUGUAGUUGUUUUUAGAUGUCAUAAACUGGAACAUAUGUAGUGUUGUUGUUUUUGUACAGUGAAAAAAAUGCCUUGAGCUUUAUGAUACAGCUAAUUUGAUUAUACUGUGGUCAUGGCUGUGGUGUGUGUGUGGUUAUAACGGCCACAAUGCAUACAGUAAGAUGUUGCAAUGCCACUAUUAUGAAUAUUUGAGGCAUGUUUCAGUUAUAAUUAUGCCUUCAAUGGAAAUAAUUCCUAUUUAAGCACUUGUGGAAACUGUUACAGUCGAUAAAAGUGGUCCUAUUGUUGGAUGUUAUUGUUAUUCUAAGUGUCUACAUUUACAUGUACAUUUGUGAUCAAAUGUACCAACAGUAUUGUGUGUAUUGUAUAUUGUAUUUAUCGCAUUCAGGGUGGUCUUUGUGUGCACAUCUGGUAACUAACUGUGUAUUCAAAAAGUCAUCCUUCUCUGCUGGCUGCUCCCUCCUCUUUCCCUCCAUCACCCCUUCAUCUCCCCCCAUGUGUUCAUCUGUAACGAUGCUGCAGAUGGGAUUCAUAAUUACCACCAUGAAACAACAAUGUAGAACACUACAUUUCCUUCAGAAGCAAAAACAAAAAAAGACAAAUAAAUGUUAGGGUGACCAUCCAAGCAUGCCAUUAGCAAAACUGAUGAAUCAGCCUCAUGAAUAUUCACUUCAUCCUGAGAUGACAUCGAACAAUCUGAUGUACCAGGGAAAUGCAUUGUAGUGGGCUGUGCUAACAACAGAGUCUGGAGGAUCACCUCUUUUUCCAUGUCGUGCCUUAUUUAUCUCUUAAUUUUGUCACUUUAGAGUUUUGACCUUGCUGUAUUACCCCCGUAUUCAUGACGGGGUAAAAACAAACGCUUGGUCUAUGUCAAGGCCUUAUAUUGUCACUCAUCAUUCUCCUUGAAUAUUCCUCAACUAAGAGUUUGACGUAGAUUGAAAAUGAUGUGUCUGCUAUACCCCUUAUAAAUACCUGCCAUUAAAAAAAG
Epinephelus moara (kelp grouper) is the source of this 5006-nucleotide messenger RNA. RefSeq names its product sema domain, immunoglobulin domain (Ig), short basic domain, secreted, (semaphorin) 3E (gene sema3e). The transcript has 17 exons. Gene Ontology annotation, biological process: positive regulation of cell migration; negative regulation of axon extension involved in axon guidance; neural crest cell migration. The record is from RefSeq and is a predicted model, not a curated record. Gene Ontology annotation, molecular function: semaphorin receptor binding; chemorepellent activity. Bases 1048 to 3426 code for a protein of 792 amino acids. NCBI's taxonomy places the organism in Eukaryota, Metazoa, Chordata, Actinopteri, Perciformes, Serranidae.